This is a messenger RNA of Aspergillus calidoustus, 2373 nucleotides long. NCBI's taxonomy places the organism in Eukaryota, Fungi, Ascomycota, Eurotiomycetes, Eurotiales, Aspergillaceae. The record is from the annotation of a GenBank genome assembly.
GUUUUCUUAGUUGUUUCCCCUCCCUCUUGCCUACUCCACAUGUCAUACUAUGCCUAAACGGAAGCAGAACACUAGCUGUGGCCCCUGUCGACGUGCCCGUAUUGGGUGUGACGCUGCGUUGAGAGGAGUGGAAGCCUGCUCUAAUUGUGUCCGAAGAAACAAGACAUGCACUGCUACGCAGCUGCGCAAGGCAACACGAUCUCGAGGCACAUCAGGUCUUACGAGUAUCACCGAUAUAAUCGAUGUCGCCCCAAGUUCCGUGCUGCCAGAGGAGGUGCCGAGUCGAAGCCUGUGCCAUGAAUCACGGCUCUACCAAAAUCACGAGGCACUAGCAUUGCAUCAUUAUCUGUGGGAUGCAUAUACAGCUCUCUUUGAGCCACAGUUUGGUCUCUGGAUGGGCAAUGACUGCUGCCCUUUUAAACAUUUUCCCACUGCCCCAAAAACACUCAUCUCUAGGCUGAUGAUCUCACUGGAUAUUACCAGAAGUCAACAGGCAUUGAAUCAGGAACCCCGCCACAAAGCCUCUAACCCCGCCGAUGAUAUUAUAAUAAACAACGCUUUGAUCAGAGCGGUUCAUGCAUUCUCGGCCCGUUGGAUAGUUGCAAAGCUUCCAGGUCACGAUCGACUGCCUACUAUUGACAUCACACGACAAUCUCAUGACAGGAUCUCGGAUAUCUUAUGGCACCGUGCCCGCCAAGAUAUGUACAAGCUCUUGGCCAGGGUGAGUUAUCGGUCUAGCCUCGCUUUGUAUCUAUUUGGUAUUACUCCCACACGCGCGCAAAAUCCGGAGGCGCAUUUUAGCGAUGUGUGCCGAGAGAUGUCGUUGAAACAGUUGAGGGAGUUGCGGGACGCGGACAGAUGCCCGCCACCGCGGCUGACAACUCCUUUGAGUAUCGAAGAUAUGAGCCCGGUGGUUGAUCGAUACAGCUGUGGUUCUCAGUAUCACCAGAUGGUAGACACAGCGUAUUGGUUCGGAAUAGUUUGCGACACUUCGAGAUGUCUCCUGACUGGGUCCGCAAGUGUUCUCUUUCCCGAUCGCACGGCUCAUCUAUCAGUCCGGCAUAUCUUGAGACGGCAGAUUGAGGGCUUUCGUUCGAACUCUGAGGGGUUGUGUCAGUCCAAAUCGCCCUUGCCGGAAAAUACAAUAUACAAGAUCGUCUGUCACGGUUCGGCUGCAAAGUCACUGUGCUGGCUGGCGAUAGUCCCAGUUCAGAGGGCGAUUAUCUGCAGUGAGGCAGAUACCGCCCUCGACGAGACGAUCGGACAAUGCAUCAGGGAGAUUGAGCAAUUUGAAAGUCUUUUCUCUCCGUUUCUUGACAUGUUCUUGAGAGACUAUUUAUUGCUUAGUAGGGAGCUCAGAGUAAGCGUUUACUUGUUAACGAUCCAUUUUCAUCUGGGGGUGCUCGUGUUUUUGAAUAUCCCCACUCAAGGUUCAGAGUUGAGUGGCUUGAUUCCGAAUUAUUUGGAGCUUCUCCUGAAUUCCACCCGGCAAAUCGUUAACGUUAUACGGAUGUCACUGUGUACAAGUGGCAGUCCUCACCCGGGCAACGACCAAACCAUCCUGCUUGAUCCAUACCCGGAGCACGUCAGUGAUAGUCUCUGGUACGCUGGGCGUGGGAUUCUUACACUUGCCAGAGAAAGGAUAUUGUCCCUCAUUGCUGUCGAAUCAAUGCUCUCCGUUGUCCUCUGUGGCCUCUCACAUUUGACAAAGAUAUCCUUCUCCGCAAGAGAACGUUUACCUUUGCUAAGGCAGCUGUGUGUAGCAUCAGGCUACGAAGCUACGAUCAACAAUGUACUCCCUUGCUUUUCAGCAGAUACCUCGGCACCCUCUAGCACUUCGCAAUCUGCCUGGGUAGAUGGAGCUGAACGGUUAACCAACGAAAGCCUAUGUGACGCCACUCUCGUCACCAAUACGAUUUAUGGAUAUGAUAAUAGGGUGGGACUCAAUCAGAGGGCGCUAGGGUGGGCUAGCGACGAAGUCGAUUGGAGCCAAAUUGACUCUGUUCUAGAACAGUGGAAAUUCUCGGACUGUUUUGUCGAUAUGGACUGGUGGCCUGGAGAAUAGGAGUCAAUUAUGAGUAUGUAUGCACCCAUGUGGGUAGGUUUCAGCCAGAAAAUACUCUCCACAAUUGGGACGCACAAAGUAGUUGAGAACUUGUAGUAGAUGACAUUGUUUAGUGUGAGGAAACCCAAACAUUCAUCGCAAAGAAGAUACAUGCUUCUAGACUAGCAUCGCGUUUAUUUGUUGCAAGCGAUUUACAACUUCGCACCCUCCAAUGAUAGAGCUGGGAGGAUCCUAGCUCGACACUCACCAAACCCAAACCAGUCCCCGCUGCGAGCACUCUGACACCAGCCCUCCAUGAUAACCUCAUC